UGGGGGGUUCAAGCGUCCUCCGGUUAACGAGUCUCUACUAUUUCGACCAACUGUCGGAGCCGAGAUUUGGUUCCGACGGAAUACAUUUUAAAAAAUUAAACACCUUAAGACAGAAUCAACUGCAUAGACUUUUUAUUUUCCAAAGACAAAGACUGCAAACACGUAACUAACCGAGAUGAAUGAGCCAGAAGUUGAUGAUGUUGCUUUUUUAACAGGUGAAAAUGCUAAAAAGCAAGUUAUAUAUACUGACAGCUCUGGAGCAGAUAAAAUCAGGAGAGUAGUCUGCUCUAAGCAGCAAGCUUUCUUUGUUACUGCUCUUGUGCUUGUAUCUCUUCUGAUUAUAGCAAUUAUUGCUUCAUUUGCUAGGCCAAUGCCAAGAUGUCCUAUGAUUACAUCUCCUACGGAAUUUCUCUUCACAACUCCUCCUUCAAUAAAACAAGUGCCAAAAUCUAAAUCAGGUGAAGAAUUUUCCUGGCAUGACAUUCGGCUACCUCCUUUUAUUGUACCUGUCCACUAUAGCCUAUUUAUGCAUCCAAAUUUGGUUACAUUCGAAAAUACAGGAAGUGUCAAUAUAACGUUUCGGGUUACUAUGCAAACUAACUUCAUUGUUCUUCAUGCAAAAGAGCUGAAUAUGUCCCGCACAUUAAUUCUUGAAGGUGAAGAAAUAGAAAUUCCAGUUGUGAGAAGUCUUGAAUAUCCAAAGCAUGAACAGCUUUAUAUUGAAAUUGAAGGUACACUGAAGCCAUAUCAAGAUUAUAUAUUGUGGAUUGAUUUUAAAAAACACCUGAAGGAAAAAUUAGAGGGAUUUUAUAUCAGCUCUUAUAAAACUUCUGAUGGUCAAAAAAGAUACCUUGCCACAACCCAUUUCCAGCCGACCCUUGCUCGAGCUGCAUUUCCCUGUUUUGAUGAACCUGCUAUGAAAGCUACAUUUCAGUUAACAGUAGUCCAUGAAGAGGGAUACAAUGCCUAUUUCAACUCUGAGGUUUCCCAGACUGAACCUUAUGGAAAUGGUCUGUCUAUCACUGUUUUUGAUAAGACAUUGAAGAUGAGUACUUAUUUAGUUGCAUUUGUUGUAUGUGAUUUCAAGGCUCUUCAAAAAACAAGUCCUGAUGGCGUCAAUGUUAGGGUCCUUGUACCACCUGAGCAAUUGAAUCAAGCUCAAUAUGCUCUAGACACUGCAACCAAAGUUCUACAUUUCUUUCAGCAGUUUUUUAACAUUAGUUAUCCUUUACCAAAAUUGGAUAUGAUUGCCAUUCCUGAUUUUGGACCUGGAGCUAUGGAAAAUUGGGGUCUAGUGACUUUUCGUAUGACAACUGUUUUGUAUAAUUCUAUGGAAACAUCAAGUGAAAGUAAAGAGCAUGUAGCUACUGUUAUUGCUCAUGAAUUAGCUCAUCAGUGGUUUGGCAAUUUGGUGACUAUGCAAUGGUGGAGUGAUUUAUGGUUAAAUGAGGGGUUUGCAAGCUUUGUAGAAUACCUUGGAACUAACCAUGUUGAACCAGGAUGGAGAAUGAUGGAUCAGUUUGUUGUGAGUACUAGUCAAGAUGCCAUGUCUUUAGAUGGACUGGAAAGCUCUCAUCCUGUUAUGACUGAUGUAGAUAACCCAGAAGAAAUUGAUGCAAUAUUUGAUUUCAUCUCAUACAAAAAAGGUGCUGCAAUUUUAUAUAUGCUGGAGAAUUUCCUUGGAACUGAAACCCUCAAAAAAGGAUUGAGCACUUACUUAAACAAAUAUCGUUUCAAAAAUGCACGCACUGAAGACCUAUGGGAUGCUUUUACACAAGUAUCACUUACUACUUCACAUUUAAAUGUGUCUAAAAUUUUAGACACAUGGACUCGUCAAAAAGGUUACCCACUAUUGACAGUCACUUUGAAGCAUCGUAUUGUGCGAAUAAAACAACGGAGAUUUCUUCUAACACCUCCUGAAUAUGAUGAUGCAAAACCAUCAGACUUAUCUCCUUAUGGCUAUAAGUGGUUUGUUCCUGUUACUUAUAUUACAGAUAUUGAUAAAGAGAAUAUGUUUUGGUUAAACAUGACCGAUGGUGAGUUCCUUCUUCCUGCUCGAGCCAAGUGGUUGAAACUAAAUGUAAAUCAGACUGGUUUUUAUAGAGUUAUGUAUGAUGAUGGCUUGUGGAAUACACUGAUUGAAUUGCUACACACCAAUUACAGUGUCUUUAAACCUGCUGAUAGGGCCAAUCUUUUGGAUGAUGCACUUACUUUAGCUAGAGUAGGCAUUUUAGAUAGUGGGCAUGCUUUAAAUUUGACUCGAUAUUUGGCAAAAGAACAAGAUUAUGUGCCAUGGGAAACCGCUAUUCUACAUUUCGAAGUUUUAGAUGUAUUGAUGCAAGAAAGUCCAGCAUUAGCUUUAUUUCAUAAAUUUGCCAGAAAUCUGAUGAAACCUGUUGCUAAGAAACUUGGGUGGACAGAUGAAGGUGAUCAUUUAAAAAAGAAAUUGCGAUCUGCUCUUCUUAGGAUGCUUGUUAAAUUUGGGGAUGAUGAAACAAUUAGGAAAGCUAAAAUAACAUUCCAAAACUGGAUGUUUCAUGAUAUCAGAGUGGCUCCCAAUUUGCGAAAUGUAAUCUACACUACCGGUGUUAAAUUUGGGGGCAAGGAAGAGUGGCAGUUUUGCUGGAAGGAAUAUCAAGAAACACCAAUACCUUCUGAGAAGCGAUUACUUUUGACUGCUAUGGGUUACACAGAAGAUAUAUGGAGACUUUCUCAGUAUUUAAAUUACUCAUUGGACCGAGAUAAAGUUCGUCCUCAAGAUACUGCAUUAGUUAUUGGAGUCGCUGCUCGCAAUAAUAUUGGGCGCUUAUUGACUUGGAGAUUUGUAAGAAUGAAUUGGCCAUACUUUGUGGAAAUGUUUGGACCUGGAUCAUUUUCUAUGGACAUGAUUUUAUCUGAAUCAAUAUCACAUUUUAGCUCUAAAUUUGAUUAUGAUGAGGUUAAAAGCUUCUUCAGUGGGCGUGAUGUGGGAACAGGUGUUCAAUCUCUUCAACAAAGUUUGGAACGAGUGAGGGCUAAUAUCCGAUGGAGAGAGAAUACAGAAGCGUCUGUCAUCCAGUGGCUACAGCAUAAUGUCAAUUUCGAUUAAUUCUAUAGUUUGUGCUUCUUAUUCCUUCCCUUCAUGGAAAAAUAUUAUCUUUUUAAAUAAUUGUUUUGAUUUAAAUGAUGAAACAAUUUAAUGCAUUUAUGAUUUUUAUUAAGUUUUAUAUAUUUGACAAGGGAGGGAAAUGCAUUCACUAUUUUGCUCUCUUUUAAAUUUUAAAUUUAUUUUAUGGUUCGAAGAAUAUUUUUGUGUCAAAAAGAAGCUGCAAUUCUAUAUUGAUAAUAACAUUUAAUACAAAUUGUUAAAAUCUUAUACUCUGUUCAGAGAAUUCUUCAGUGAAAGAUAGUUGUUUAUUUUUGUGCCAUCUUUGUUAUUUGAAUUUGAUGUUAACUGUAAAUAAUUAGUUUUUGUUUUGUGCUUUCGUUAAAGUAGUUUGUUAUGUUUGCUUGCAAUUUCUAUAUAGACUUUCUUUUGUGUCACAAAAUGAGUCGAAAACCAUUUUGUUGACGAAUUCUGUGCUUUCUGCCAUCCUGAAAGCCCUGUGAUAAUUAUUUUGAGUUUUUUCAUUAUUCCGUUAAAUUAUUUGAAAGUUUUAUUCUGCAUCUAUUUCAAUACGUAGUGGGCACUAUUUCGGAAACUUGUUAAAAUAGUGAUAUUUUAAAACAGUUUAUUUUUUAGUAAAAUUUUAAAGGAAGUUUGUUGGUAAUCUCAACCUUUCUGGAUUGCUUUUACAGUUUAUCUUUGUUUCUUUUAACUUUUACAUAAAAAGUGGGUGAGGGAAAAACUGGUUUAAAAAGCAUUUGGUUGUUUUAUUAUACUAAUCUAUUAUUAUUAAUUAAUGAUUUUUUGGAAGGGAAGUGUGUGUUUAGUGAUGCGUAGAUACAGCAAUUUGGAAGGGAAUUCCAUGCGUUGUGCAAAGUUUUAUAUAACCCUAUGCACAAAAUAAUUCAAAUUUGACCAGGGUUUUUUUACCAUGCAAGGAUUGUGUUUUCUUCUACAGGUAAUUUUUAAUGCUGCUUCACAUAUUGACAGUUGUAAAUUUAUUAAGUUAUCAGGUUGUAAAAUUUGAACUCGUUUUUUCUAUUUAUUACAAUUGUUGCUUUUAAAUGUGUGUUAACGGAUAUUUAUAUUAAGUUUGCAGUUAUAUAUAAAAUUCAGAAUUUUAAUAUGGUAUUAAUUGAAACAUUUUCUUUUUUUAUAUAUAUUUAUUUAAGUUUGCAGCCAAAGUUAUGCUGGCUUAGCAGAAUUGCCACAUUUAAUUUUUAAUAUGUAGCUUAAUUGCCUGUGUAGUUUUAAUUUUUUUAGAGUAAUACAGAGUUUGACAAAUUUGAAAGUAUUGAUUUUAUUUAAAAUUAUGCGGGUAUUUUAAUUAUUUUAAUCAAAGUGUUUAUCACUUAGUUAAAGUUUUUGCAAAGCUUUUAAAUAAUGACGUUUUUGUGUGUUUUAUGCCUGAUCUACUUGUGCAUCAAGUUAGGUAAUAUUUGUUAUAAUAUAGUGCUGCUAUUGAAUGUGUCUUUCAAAUCAUUUAUUCAUGCAUAAUUCCAUAUUAUUGUAAUCAUGGUUAGUUUUGUCAUAUCAUUUGCGAGCUUUUCAUUCAUUUAUGAUGAAAAAAAACUUGUUUCAUUCUAAAUCUGAAGAUGUACAUUAAUUUCCUUUAUAUUUUCAAAAUGAAAGUAAUGUUACACUUUUUGUGUUUAAACUUUGCUGAAUUAUUUUUUUUACAUAAUAGCAAGAAAAUUUU
Messenger RNA from Argiope bruennichi, 4784 nucleotides. Its product is annotated as glutamyl aminopeptidase-like. The coding region runs from base 176 to 3088 and encodes 970 amino acids. Gene Ontology annotation, molecular function: metalloaminopeptidase activity; zinc ion binding; peptide binding. The transcript has 18 exons. The record is from RefSeq and is a predicted model, not a curated record. NCBI's taxonomy places the organism in Eukaryota, Metazoa, Arthropoda, Arachnida, Araneae, Araneidae. Gene Ontology annotation, cellular component: cytoplasm. Gene Ontology annotation, biological process: peptide catabolic process; proteolysis.